GGAAAAGAAAGCAUCACCCGCCGUCUCGCAUCCUCUCCAGCAGCGAUAAAAGAACAAAAAUUAAAAAAAAACCUUUUUCUCUGUCGCGAAGACGAGCUCUUCCUCUUAGCCAUCCACUCGAAGACUCCGGCGGGACUCAGACCGGCGCCGUUCCCCCGAUCCCCUCGCCCCAUCGAAGAGAUUUCCGCGCGAUCCGGCGGCCGAUCUACAGGUUCUCGGUGGAGGAGGAAAUUGGGGACGAACGGUUUCGGUUGUGAGUCUUCUUAUGUGAUCUUUUUAUAGAUUAAGGGAAGCAGAAGAUGGCGAGAUUCGAUGUGGAUGGGAAGGUGGUGCAAGGGGUGGACUUGCUGAAGCGGCGGCACUGGACCUGGCGCUUGGACGUGUGGCCUUUCGCGAUUCUUUAUUCCAUCUGGCUUUUUGUUGCCGUGCCUAGCCUUGAUUUCACUGACGCGUUGAUAGUUCUUGGGGCGCUCGCCGUCGCUCACAUUCUGGUGCUGCUUUUCACUGCCUGGUCGGUUGAUUUCAGAUGCUUUGUCCAGUUCGGCAAGGCAAAAGACAUCUAUUCUGCAGAUGCAUGUAAAGUAACUCCUGCUAAGUUUUCUGGUGCAAAAGAAAUUGUGCCACUUCAUAUUCGGAGACCUGUGGAGGGAUCAUCAGCAUCUUCAACUGGGAAUAGUGAUGAAAUAUAUUUUGAUUUCAGAAAGCAACGCUUCAUCUUUUCAACUGAAAAGGAAACAUUUUGCAAACUCACUUACCCUACAAAAGAAUCAUUUGGUUAUUAUCUCAGGAAUACUGGCCAUGGAUCGGAAGCUAAAGUUGCUGCCGCCACUAACAAGUGGGGGCGAAAUGUGUUUGAGUAUCCACAACCCACGUUUCAAAAGUUGAUGAAAGAGAAUUGCACGGAGCCGUUUUUUGUGUUUCAGGUUUUCUGUGUGGGCCUUUGGUGUUUGGAUGAAUAUUGGUACUACAGUUUGUUCACACUUUUUAUGCUAUUUCUUUUUGAGUCAACAAUGGCCAAGAGUAGGUUGAAGACUCUAACGGAACUUAGGCGUGUAAGAGUUGAUGGCCAGACUCUGAUGGUGCAUCGUUGUGGGAAGUGGGUUAAGCUAUCUGGUACAGACCUCCUUCCUGGAGAUGUUGUCUCCGUCGGUCGCUCCUCUGGUCAGAGUGGGGAGGAGAAAGCUGUACCAGGUGAUAUGCUGUUAUUAGCUGGAAGUGCAAUUGUUAAUGAAGCCAUUCUCACAGGCGAGUCUACUCCUCAGUGGAAGGUUUCAAUUGCGGGUGAAGGUUUUGAUGAUAAAUUGUCUAUUAAACGAGACAAAAGUCAUAUUCUGUUUGGUGGAACAAAGAUAUUGCAGCAUACUCCAGAUAAGUCAUUUAAUCUGAAAACACCUGAUGGGGGAUGCUUGGCUGUUGUACUGCGGACGGGAUUUGAGACAAGUCAAGGCAAAUUAAUGCGAACAAUUCUAUUUUCCACUGAAAGGGUGACUGCAAAUAGCUGGGAGAGUGGCUUCUUCAUUCUUUUCCUAGUUUUCUUUGCCAUUAUUGCUGCAGGCUAUGUGCUCAAAAAGGGAUUAGAGGAUCCAACAAGGAGCAAAUACAAACUUUUCUUGAGUUGUUCAUUAAUUAUCACUUCUGUGAUACCCCCUGAACUACCAAUGGAGCUAUCAAUAGCUGUCAACACAUCUUUAAUUGCAUUAGCACGCCGUGGAAUUUUCUGCACAGAGCCAUUCAGAAUACCCUUUGCUGGGAAGGUUGACAUAUGUUGCUUUGACAAGACAGGAACUCUUACAUCUGAUGACAUGGAGUUUCAAGGUGUUGCUGGUUUGGCUGACAAUACAAAUUUAGAGUCAGACACGACUAAAUUGCCUGCAAGCACAGUUGAAGUUCUGGCAGCCUGCCAUGCCUUGGUAUUUGUAGACAAUAAACUGGUUGGCGAUCCCCUUGAAAGGGCAGCACUUAAAGGAAUAGACUGGAUAUACACAUCUGAUGAGAAGGCAAUGCCCAAAAGGUCAGGCGGUCAUGCCGUGCAGAUUGUAAAGAGACACCAUUUUGCAUCUCACUUAAAAAGAAUGGCUGUUGUCGUUCGUGUUCAGGAACAAUUUCUUGCAUAUGUGAAGGGGGCACCUGAAACUAUUCAGGACAGGUUGAUUGAAAUGCCUCCAACAUAUGUGGAGACAUACAAGAAAUAUACAAGGCAAGGAUCUCGGGUGCUGGCACUUGCAUACAAACCCCUUCCGGAGAUGGCUGUAAGUGAAGCUAGAAGCUUGGAUAGAGAUCUGGUGGAGAGUGGUUUGACUUUUGCUGGUUUUGCGGUUUUCAAUUGUCCUAUCAGACCUGACUCUGGUUCUGUCUUAUGUGAAUUGAAAGGAUCAUCACAUGACUUGGUAAUGAUUACUGGUGACCAGGCUUUAACAGCUUGCCAUGUUGCCAGCCAAGUUCAUAUCAUAUCAAAGCCUGCAUUGAUUUUGGCCCGCAAGGAAACUGGUGAAGGUUUUGAAUGGGUUUCACCUGAUGAAACUGAUAUAACUCCCUACAGUGAGAACGAGGUGGAAGAAUUGUCAGAUUCCCAUGAUCUUUGCAUAGGUGGAGACUGCUUUGAGAUGCUACAGCGGACCGAGGCUGUUCUCAAAGUCAUCCCUUACAUUAAGGUUUUUGCACGAGUUGCUCCUGAACAGAAAGAACUUAUCUUGACUACUUUCAAAACAGUUGGUAGGAUGACAUUGAUGUGUGGAGAUGGAACAAAUGAUGUUGGGGCACUGAAGCAGGCUCAUGUAGGCAUUGCUCUAUUGAAUGCUGUACCACCAUCUCAAACAGGAGAUUCAUCCUCACAGACAUCCAAACUUGAAAGUAAAUCAGGAAAAUUGAAGAAGCCCAAGCCCAUGACUGAAUCAUCACAUUCUGCUGCGCCCCCUAACAGCUCUGUAGGGACGCCAAACAACCGCCACCUCUCUGCAGCUGACAAACAGCGUCAGAAGCUGAAAAAGAUGUUAGAUGAGAUGAAUGAAGAGGGUGACGGUCGUGCAGCACCAAUUGUUAAGCUUGGUGAUGCCUCUAUGGCAUCGCCUUUCACAGCGAAGCAUGCCUCAGUUGCCCCCACCCUUGAUAUCAUUCGUCAAGGUCGGAGUACCCUUGUGACAACACUCCAGAUGUUCAAGAUUCUUGGCCUGAACUGCCUUGCAACAGCUUAUGUCUUGAGCGUCAUGUACCUGGAUGGUGUCAAGCUAGGAGAUAUCCAGGCUACCAUCAGUGGGGUCUUUACCGCUGCUUUCUUCCUUUUCAUCUCCCAUGCUCGCCCUCUGCAGACACUUUCUGCUGCUAGGCCCCAUCCCAACAUCUUUUGUGCUUAUGUCCUCCUCUCCCUGCUUGGCCAAUUUGCUAUACACCUCUUCUUUCUAAUUUCAGCUGUUAAUGAAGCCUCGAAGCACAUGCCGGAGGAAUGCAUCGAACCAGAUUCUGACUUCCACCCAAACCUUGUGAACACUGUGUCUUAUAUGGUGAACAUGAUGAUCCAGGUUGCCACCUUUGCUGUGAACUACAUGGGCCACCCAUUUAACCAGAGUAUAUCAGAAAACAAGCCUUUCCGGUAUGCAUUAUUUGCUGCAGUAGGUUUCUUCACAGUGAUCACUUCGGAUUUGUUUAGGGAUCUGAAUGACUGGCUGAAACUUGAGCCGCUGCCAGAUGGCAUGAGGGAUAAGCUGAUGCUAUGGGCUGCCCUCAUGUUUCUGGGCUGUUAUGGGUGGGAGAGGCUGUUGAGGUGGGCGUUCCCAGGCAAAAUGCCAGCAUGGAAGAGGAGACAAAAGCAGGCAACAGCUGCCCUUGAGAAGAAGCGUUUGUAAUGAUUUAAUUUAGUAAAAGAGGUGAUCUUGAUGAUGACAGCAGCAUGUUCAGUCUAUCAACUGUCAUCAGAAGGUGCAGAUCCUGCUACAACAUAUGCUUUCUCCCACUUUCUGGUUAGUAUGACAAUUUUGUUAUUAAUGAUGAAAGGGUGUGUAUUAGUGCUAGAUUCAGACAUGCCUGAGAUCACAGGGUUUUUGUCAUUUCUCCAUUUUACCAAGGAACUUUUGUUCCAUUUAUUCCAACGUGGCGAUAGCUAAGUGGGGUCACAUCGUCAAUUAGAGGAGACUGUAUAUGCAACCUUGAUAUUGCUGAUAUUAACAUUCCUCAUAUUGAAUGUGGAAAACAAAGUAAAAUGUUUUAUUGAUCUUGGUAA
Molecule: messenger RNA, 4213 nt
Organism: Phoenix dactylifera (date palm)
Lineage: Eukaryota; Viridiplantae; Streptophyta; Magnoliopsida; Arecales; Arecaceae
Gene: PDR2
Product: phosphate deficiency response 2
Biological process (GO): transmembrane transport; intracellular calcium ion homeostasis
Cellular component (GO): endoplasmic reticulum membrane
Molecular function (GO): ATP binding; ATP hydrolysis activity; P-type ion transporter activity
Source: RefSeq, a predicted model, not a curated record